AAAAUCACCCCUAUUCAUAAUGUCAUAUUCGAAUUCAUGUCAGAAAAUGUAAGGAAGAAAAGAAAUGCACACCAUAAUAAACUCCGUCAAAGGCCCAUUGUGAAAUGGACUCUGUUGGAUGGAGGCCCAUGUUAUUACUAAUUGCUGGCCCAUCCAAGUUCAUAGACCCAACCAACCAACCCACCCACUUGCUUGCUGAAUCCCCACAGGAAAGCCCAGCGCCAAUCACUCUCGUCGGCCGAUCCCCUCCAUUCUCGGCCGCGCCGCCCGCCUCCCCGCGCCGCUGUCGAUCUCUCCGCCCGCCGCCCCGAUCGGCCGAUCAGGAUGUCCCCGCCGACCACCCGGGCCAUGCGAGCCCGCGCCGCCGCCAGCUCCGACAGGAUCCCCCCGGACGUGCUCUUCGACGUCCUGCUGUGCCUCCCGGCGAGGGAUCUCUGCCGCCUCCGCGCCGUCUGCCGCUCCUGGUGCGACCUCACCGCCGGCGACCCGCUCUUCGUCACGGCGCACGCGGCGCACCAUCCGGGGCCCCUCUUCCUGGCAAAGUUUCGGGACGACAAGGCGAGCAUCUACGUCGUCGAUCUGUCCGGCAGCGUGGUGAAGCGGAUCCCCGGCGCUGGUGGCGGCCCUUCCCACCGGCUCCUCUGCACGCGCCUGAACCUUGCCUGUGUGGCUACUGACUGGAACAGAUGCAGUGUACUGAAUCCGGCUACUGGAGCUGUUCAGGUCCUGCCUGAGAUCCUGGCAGAGGAGCACAUCAAUCGUGUGAAUUUGAGUAAUCCUUACACAUUCUUUGCGCUUGGGCGCGUCGCCGCCACAGGAGAGCACAAGGUGCUCCGGAUGUUCAACCGGCUUGGUUUUUACAACGGUGGCCAGCAGCUCUUUGAGGUGUUUACGGUCAGUGGUGGUGAUGGUGAUGCAAGGUGGAGAGGCCGGCAAGGCCCUGGUCUCUUUAUUGACGAGUGCAGUGGUACUGUCAUUGAUGGGGUCGUGUAUUUCUUGACCAACAAAGUUUAUGAUGGUGCCCGUUGUGGGAUUCGACCGGACUAUAUCGUUUCUUUCGACCUGGGAAAGGAGGAGUGGAGGAGAGAUCUCCGAGGACCGAUAAGUAGCAAUGUUGAACAUGCCAAGGUGGUACUCUACUUGAGGCGUGAUCUUUCUUUGGCUGACCUGAAAGGCUCGCUAGUUCUUGCAGACCAGCGAGACCAACCUUUUACCAUGGACAUAUGGUUUCUAUCGAACUUUCAGAAUGGGCUUUGGGUGAAAGAGUACCACAUCCGGACUGAAUCGAUAAUCUCAAGGUUGGGAGGUGAGUACCAUCUAAAACCAUUGUUGGUGUUGGAUGAUGGGAGGUUGGUUCUUUAUCUAGCAAGUAAAGGACUGCUGUUCAUAUGUGACCCAGGAACCAACACUUUUGCACAAGUGGAUAAGAGAUGCCUUGAUUCAGUUGCUGUGUAUACAGGAAAUCUCUUGAGUUUAGGGGAGGGUGACAUGGUGUAGUAUUGUCAUAGGAUGAUACUCAAAUUAGCUCAUGUCUGAUGCACUUCAUAGGAAUCACUGAAUCACCCUCCUACCUUAUGGAACUGGACUUUGUAUCCAUAUUGCUAAUGAUGAGUAGUUUUUAUUGUAAAUAUAUGUAAGUGUUCGAUGUUCCCAUCUUCCUGUUAUCUUUGUUAUUAUCAAAUAAGGCACGGUUAUGCACACAUAUUUGAACAUAUGUCACUGCCUAGGUGCAAUGGUACAUGUUUCUGCUGCA
Molecule: messenger RNA, 1753 nt
Organism: Setaria italica (foxtail millet)
Lineage: Eukaryota; Viridiplantae; Streptophyta; Magnoliopsida; Poales; Poaceae
Exons: 2
Coding region: 325-1497 (390 amino acids)
Molecular function (GO): protein binding
Source: RefSeq, a predicted model, not a curated record